Medicago truncatula (barrel medic) is the source of this 1695-nucleotide messenger RNA. Its product is annotated as glutamate-1-semialdehyde 2,1-aminomutase, chloroplastic. Gene Ontology annotation, cellular component: chloroplast. Gene Ontology annotation, biological process: tetrapyrrole biosynthetic process. The transcript is spliced from 3 exons. Bases 70 to 1476 code for a protein of 468 amino acids. Gene Ontology annotation, molecular function: glutamate-1-semialdehyde 2,1-aminomutase activity; pyridoxal phosphate binding; transaminase activity. The record is from RefSeq and is a predicted model, not a curated record. Lineage: Eukaryota; Viridiplantae; Streptophyta; Magnoliopsida; Fabales; Fabaceae.
UAUUCUUUUUUGUAUUAAUAAUAUAAAGAGAGAGAGAGAGAGAUUGAGAAUCUUAUCUAUCAUUCUGAAAUGGCUGCUUCGGGUAUUGCAGGGCUUACCCUUCUCAAUUGCUUCUCUUCUUCUUCAGCGAGAUGUCGAACUCGUUCUUUGACUAUGGCUGUUUCCACCGACCAGAAGCCCAGCACCGAAAAACUCACUCUCCGCAAAUCUGAAGAAGCUUUCGCCGCUGCAAAGGAAUUGAUGCCUGGAGGUGUGAACUCUCCUGUUCGUGCUUUCAAAUCAGUUGGUGGACAACCCAUUAUCAUUGAUUCCGUCAAAGGUGCUCGAAUGUGGGACAUUGAUGGCAACCAAUACAUUGACUAUGUUGGUUCUUGGGGUCCUGCAAUUAUUGGUCACGCUGAUGAUCAGGUACUCGCCGCUCUUGCUGAGACAAUGAAGAAAGGAACCAGCUUUGGUGCACCUUGUCUUCUUGAAAACACUCUAGCUGAGAUGGUUAUCUCUGCUGUUCCCAGCAUUGAAAUGGUCAGAUUUGUCAAUUCCGGCACAGAAGCAUGUAUGGGUGCACUCCGCCUUGCACGUGCUUAUACCGGCAAAGAGAAGAUCAUCAAGUUUGAGGGAUGUUAUCACGGCCAUGCUGAUCCUUUUCUUGUUAAGGCAGGCAGUGGAGUUGCCACCCUAGGACUUCCUGAUUCCCCUGGUGUUCCUAAAGCUGCCACCAAUGAAACCCUUACAGCCCCCUUCAAUGACUUUGCUGCUGUUGAGAAGAUCUUUGAAGCCAACAAAGGAGAGAUAGCUGUAGUCUUCCUCGAACCUGUUGUUGGAAAUUCGGGUUUCAUUACUCCUAAACCUGAUUUCCUUAGUUCCUUGCGCAAAAUCACCAAGGAGAACAAUGCCCUUCUCGUGUUUGAUGAAGUUAUGACUGGAUUUCGUUUGUCGUAUGGAGGUGCUCAAGAAUACUUUGGCAUAACUCCUGAUAUAACAACUCUGGGGAAGAUCAUUGGAGGGGGUUUGCCAGUAGGUGCAUAUGGAGGUAGGAGAGAUAUUAUGGAGACGGUGGCUCCGGCUGGACCUAUGUACCAGGCUGGGACGUUGAGUGGGAACCCUUUGGCAAUGACUGCCGGCAUAGAAACUCUGAAGCGUAUUAAGGAGCCAGGAACUUAUGAAUACUUGGACAAAAUUACAGGUGAGCUUGUUCAAGGCAUUGUUGAAGCUGGUAAGAGAGCAGGGCAUGCAAUAUGUGGUGGGCAUAUAAAUGGGAUGUUUGGGUUUUUCUUCACAGAAGGACCUGUGUACAAUUUCACAGAUGCAAAAAAGAGUGACACUGCCAAGUUUGCUAAGUUCUUCUGGGGUAUGUUAGCAGAAGGUGUCUAUUUGGCACCUUCACAGUUUGAAGCUGGGUUCACCAGCUUGGCACAUACUUCUGAUGACAUCAAGAAGACCAUUGCUGCUGCUGAGAAGGUCUUUAGGGAGAUCUGAGUGUUAGACUUUGUCUUAUUGCUACUUGAGUUUUUGAAACAUCGAUUUUUAUAGUUUUGUAGGUUAAAUUAGAUCAAUGUAUUAUUAUGACAGUUUUCAUUAAUAACAUGUAUCAUUUUCGCUUCCUGUAUCUAGUCUCAUCGGUGUAUUGUUUUAAGUUGUGCUGUAAUUUCUUGAAUUUUGAAUCGUAAGCGUUUGAAUCCGUUGUUCGACUUAUAA